Molecule: messenger RNA, 855 nt
Organism: Arvicanthis niloticus (Nile rat)
Lineage: Eukaryota; Metazoa; Chordata; Mammalia; Rodentia; Muridae
Source: RefSeq, a predicted model, not a curated record
AUGGCAUCCGGGGGACUCCUUGUGGCUGGCGCCUCCUUCGCGGCGUUUCGGGGGCUGCAUUGGGGGCUGCAGCUGCUGCCCACCCCAGAAUCUGUUCGGGACCGCUGGAUGUGGCGGAACAUUUUCGUUUCGCUGAUUCACAGCCUACUCUCUGGAACAGGGGCGCUGGUCGGGCUGUGGCUGUUUCCUCAGAUGGUCACCGACCCGAUUCAUGAGCACCCAUCGUGGGCACGGGUCCUAGUAGCAGUGUCAGUGGGAUAUUUCAUGGCAGAUGGAGUGGACAUGCUGUGGAAUCAGACAUUGGCCCAGGCCUGGGACCUUCUCUGUCACCAUUUGGUGGUAGUGAGCUGCCUCAGCAUCGCUGUUGUGUCUGGCCACUUUGUGGGCUUCUCUAUGGUAUCUCUACUUCUAGAGCUGAACUCCAUCUGUUUGCAUCUCCGGAAGCUACUGCUGCUCUCCCGUAAGGCCUCAUCCCUGGCCUUCAGAGUAAGCAGUUGGGCCACCCUGACCACCCUGGCCCUCUUCCGACUUCUGCCUCUAGGAUGGAUGAGUCUGUGGUUGUUUCGGCAGCACUCCCAGGUGUCUCUUGGUCUGGUCAUCCUUUGUGGAACUGGGCUGGUCACAGUGGGUAGCAUAAGCAUCUCCCUGGGAAUCCGGAUUCUGAUCAAGGAUGUCUUGCAGUCUCGGCCCUACCCAUUUAUCCUUGCGCACAAGGAGACUAAGCAAACCAAGACAUGUGAGCCUGUCACCAGGAAUGAUUCCACUCUCAGUCUGAAAGGCACGAAGGUUUUCUCUUCAAGACUAGAUAGGGCUGUCAAGGUGGCACAGGCUGAAAAUGCUAACACUUGGGAAUGA